Molecule: messenger RNA, 3636 nt
Organism: Haplochromis burtoni (Burton's mouthbrooder)
Lineage: Eukaryota; Metazoa; Chordata; Actinopteri; Cichliformes; Cichlidae
Product: polypyrimidine tract-binding protein 3
Exons: 14
Coding region: 215-1714 (499 amino acids)
Biological process (GO): regulation of RNA splicing; mRNA processing
Cellular component (GO): nucleus
Molecular function (GO): mRNA binding
Source: RefSeq, a predicted model, not a curated record
UAUUUCUUUUUAUCUGAGGUGUGUCCUCCAGACGCCAUGUUCUGUCGUGACGUCACCAAACGGGAAGUGAGCUCGUUGUUCUCCUUGGUGGCUGCCUGGCUGCGAAGGCUCGCGGACCAAAACAACUCCUUCUCUGUUGCGCUUCCUCCUCUUCCUCAGCACGGACCAUGGACGGGAGUCAGAGUUCAGCUCGUCUGUCAGCAGCUCUGAGAACAUGAGCUCCUCUCACCUGUCCACAGUGGAUGGCACUGAUAGACUGUGUGUUUCAGAGCGUGCUCAGUGCGUCCCAUCUCGGGUCCUUCACCUGCGUCAGCUUCCCCCUGACGUCUCUGAACAGGAAGUGCUUUCUCUGGCGCUUCCCUUUGGUCGAGUUAGUCAGCUGAUCACACUGAAGACAAAGAAUCAGGCGUUUUUAGAAAUGGCGUCAGAAGAAGCCGCUGUUACCAUGGUGAACUACUACACCUCAGCCACUCCCUCCAUCAGGAGUCAGCCAGUCUACAUUCAGUACUCCACCCAUCGCGAGCUCAAGACUGACAAUAUGACCAAUCAGAGGGCUCAGGCAACGCUGCAGGCCAUGAAUGCAGGAGCAGUGCACUCUGGGAACAUGGCUUCAGGUGGGGAGGGCCGGGGCAUAGCUCCAGGUCAGAGUCCCGUCCUGAGAAUCAUUGUGGAGAAUUUAUUUUACCCUGUGACUCUGGAGGUCCUCCAGCAGAUCUUUAGUAAGUUUGGCUCCGUGCUGAAGAUCAUCACGUUCACCAGAAACAACCAGUUUCAGGCUCUCCUGCAGUUCAGCGACACCGUGCAUGCUCAGCACGCCAAGGCUACUCUAGACGGUCAGAACAUCUAUAACGGCUGCUGCACACUGAGGAUCGACUUCUCCAAACUGAGCGUGCUCAACGUGAAGUACAACAACGACAAGAGUCGGGAUUUCACCAGAGCCGACCUGCCAAGCGGAGAGCUAGAGCCCGCCGCCACCUUCGGUGUAGCUUUGCCUCCGUAUGGAGCAGCGGCAUUCCCACCCACUUUCCACCAACACACAGGUCUGUCCAUGGCGGCCGUCCCUGGCUCGCUAGUGUCUCAUCCUCGCGUCUCACUGCAGAUGGCACCUCCUGCUGUCCAUUCGGUGCUGCUGGUGUCGAACCUGAACCCAGAGAACGUCACGCCUCACUGCCUCUUCAUCCUGUUCGGUGUUUACGGAGACGUUCAGAGAGUGAAAAUCCUCUUCAACAAGAAGGAAAACGCUCUUGUUCAGAUGAGCGACGCCACGCAGGCUCAACUCGCGAUGAGUCACCUGAACGGGCAGCGUCUCCAUGGUAACGUGAUCCGGGUGACGUUGUCCAAACACCCGGUGGUGCAGCUGCCUCGCGGAGGGGCUGGGCAAGAAGAACAAGCACUGACUCGGGACUUCUCAGGCUCUGCCCUCCACCGCUUCAAAAAGCCGGGCUCCAAAAACUUCAACAACAUCUUCCCUCCGUCAGCAACGUUGCACCUCUCCAACAUCCCCUCUUCAGUGAGCGAGGAGGCGUUGAAGGAUUUAUUUUCUUUGAAUGGAUUUGCAGUAAAAGCUUUCAAGUUUUUCCAGAAGGAUAGGAAGAUGGCGCUGAUGCAGCUGGCUUCGGUGGAGGAAGCCAUUGAGGCUCUGAUCGCCCUUCACGACCACCAGCUGGACCACAACCAGCACCUCCGGGUGUCCUUUUCCAAGUCCACCAUCUGACCUUUGCCCUCUGAGCGGCCGCUCAGAGCGCAGGGCUUCUGAUUGGCCCGCAGCGCAGACAGACAGACCACGGGGAUAUCUUUCUGUGCCUACAGCCAGCCUCGUAUCAUGGUGGCAAAUGAUGUCACAACCGAGGGUCAUGGCCAUGGCUACAGAGGUUACAGAGCACAUUCCGGAGCAGACUGAGUAGCAGUGCAUUGUAGGUAAUGAAGUCCAUCAUGGAGGUGACGUCAGUUUGUGUUUGUUAAUGUGAUGCAGGAAACGAAAUCAGGAAGUAAAAAAAAAAAGAAGGAAAAAAACCUGCCUUUUAUCAAAGGUUUACUUUGAAUUUAUCUUUAUUUAAAAUUACCAAUGAGCAUUAAGUAAAUUAUUAUAGAUAUUAUUUUUAAAUGAAAUGAAAUGAUUUGACCCUUUUUUAUGUUUAAAAUUCAGAUUCCAACGUUUUUCUUUUUACUUCAGGUUUUUAUUUUUCUCGUUCUUCACAAACUUCCGCCUUGUUAUUUUUGAAUUUUCAGCCUCUCUGCACACUGCCGUCUGAUUGGCUGGAAUUAUGUUAAUGAUUAUUAUUUUUAAUUGUUAUUUUAGGGUUAAGCUGCGAUCUCAAAUCUUCUUCUGUGCCUUAUUUUCUGAAUUAUUAUGCUGGGUUCUGGUUUUUUACGUGGUGUUUGGAGGUUUUGGUGAUGGAUUGUUUUGUGUGUCUUUAGAUUUUUUUUUUUUUUUUUAAAGUAGAAUUUUUCUACUUCAUUUAAAAUAUUUUUGUUGGUGGUCAACAUUUUGGGUGGGUUUUUUAAUCAUGAAUGUAUUUAUACUGUACAACAUGUAAGGCUUUCUGUGUGUUUGUGCGUGGGUAUUUGUGCGUGGGUAUUUAUGUGUGUGUGUGUGUGUGUGUGUGUGUGUGUGUGUGUGUGUGUGUGUGUGUGUGUGUGUGUGUGUGUGUGUGUAUAUUAAGCUGAGUUGUGAGUGGUUGAGCUUCAAAUGUCCCAUCUUUUACUGAAUUAAUUUUAUUAAUUUCACUCCCUUAUUUUAAUAUUUUUUUUCAUUUUCUGUUUGGAUUCGAUUUUUUUUUUUUCUUAAAUGGGAAAAAAGCCACAAAAUACAGGAAGCUGCCGAUUCCCAGUUUGCCUUCUGACCUCAGACCUGCCUACCGCUGCCAUUUAGUUCAUUAUCUGUUCAACUUUCCCCAUUUUACAUUUUUAAUUUACUUCUUUUAAUAUUGGAGUUUUUUUCCACUUAUUUAAAGAUUUUAAGCACUUUAUGUGAAAUUGUUACAAGCGUUGUGGGUGGGUGGGGUCAAAACAAGCCAAAGUUCCUGUGCCUUUUAAUUGGACAAAUCCAUUUGCCCCCAUUAUGAAAUCACUUCCUGUUUUCCUUCAUUUAAAUUUAAAUGUAAACCACACUGUUUUUUAAAAGAAUUUUGUGAUAAACCCACCUACUAUUGCCUUUCAAAAUAACAUUCCCUGCUAAUGUUUUGAAAGCAUUUUUGUUUACAGUUGUCUACAUAUUUAUUCUAGCCUUGGUUAAUUAAUUAAUAAACAGUUGGGAUUAAAAAGCGUGUAUGUGAAAACAUGAAAUCUUCAAAAUAUAUUUGCCCUUUCAGAAAAAGGUUAGAAAUGGUUGUUUAAAAUGUUGGGAUUUUAUUUUGAUUUUUAUUUAAACUUUUUGUUAAAACAAACUGUUUUUAUACCUGAAUGUAUCAGCUGAUGUAAAGUAGUUGUGGUGCAUUGUGGGAGCUGGUGGGACUUUAUUGUUAUUAUAUGAAAUAUUUUUAACAUGGACCAGUGCAUGAUGGGAGGGGGCAGCGCUAAGCUAAGCCGCACUCUGCUCCAAAACAAAGUUUGUUAAUUUUUAUUUAUUCUGAAACUUUGACAGGAAGUUGUAGCAUGAAUCACUGAAUAAUUAAAUAAAAUCAUCUGACUGCCAAA